Messenger RNA from Sphenostylis stenocarpa, 1539 nucleotides. The record is from the annotation of a GenBank genome assembly. NCBI's taxonomy places the organism in Eukaryota, Viridiplantae, Streptophyta, Magnoliopsida, Fabales, Fabaceae.
AUGUUUUUGGUGGUAAGACCAUGUGGUUCUUCUUCUGCGCGUAUUCAUCAUCUUCACCCCACUCCCACAUCGCACCGCAGCAGAAACGUCGUCGUUAGAUGCUCCAUCAGCAGCGUGCAGGAGAAGAAAGAGAGAGCCGAAUUGGAUUCGGCGCUGCAGUCUUCGCUGGCAUUCCCGCCUAUCAGGGCGGCGAAGAGGGUAGUUCUGGUGAGGCACGGGCAGAGCACGUGGAACGCGGAGGGGAGGAUCCAAGGAAGCUCCAAUUUCUCCGUGCUGACGAAGAAGGGGGAGUCUCAGGCUGAGACUUCACGCCAAAUGCUCAUAGACGACCACUUCGAUGCCUGCUUUGCCAGUCCUUUGGCUCGAUCCAAGAGAACUGCUGAAAUAAUCUGGGGACCUCGUCAGGAACCCAUCAUUCUGGACUUUGAUUUGAGGGAAAUCGAUUUGUACUCCUUUCAAGGUCUGCUGAAGCAUGAGGGAAAAGCAAAAUUUGGUUCUGCUUUUCGUCAAUGGCAGGUGGAUGCUGUGAAUUUCAUCAUUGAUGGUCAUUAUCCUGUUAGAGAGUUGUGGGAACGUGCUAGAAGCUGCUGGACUAAAAUCUUAGCUCAUGAUAGCAGGUCUGUUCUUGUGGUUGCUCACAAUGCUGUUAAUCAGGCUCUUGUUGCCACAGCAAUUGGUCUGGGGGCCGAGUAUUUCAGAACAUUACUUCAGAGCAAUUGUGGUGUUAGUGUGCUAGAUUUCAUCCCAAGAUCUGAGGGUGGAUCUCCACGUAUUUGCCUUAACCGCUUAAAUCAGACCCCUGGUUCGCCUAUUGCUGGUGGGAAAUCUGGUGGUAGAGAGACAAGUAAGCGGAUCAUACUUGUUUGUAAUGGAUCAACGCAAGGAAAUACAGAGGAGGGUUUUCCUUUUGGUGGUGACCAACCAUUAAACAUGCUUGGUGUCAUACAGUCACAGAAGUCUGCAGAGCUACUACUUGAUUUGAAAGUGAAUUCCAUAAUUAGUAGUUCUAACAAAGCUUGUGUUGGGACAGCCACUGUCAUCUCCCAGGUACAAGAAGCUGCAGAUUGCUUGGGUGCUGACUGUGUGCCUCGAUAUGUUGAGAUGAAACAGAUGGCGAGCCUUGAUGUUGAAACUAUCUUCAAACAAUCUGAAAUGGCAAGUAAUAAUAUAUCCAAUAUUCCGCAAUUUCAACCUGGUUGGUUAAAUAGAGUUGAUGAUGGAUUGAGAACAACAUUAUGGGAUCAAUCUGGAACAGCCUGGCGAUAUCUGUUGGAUGAAAUAUCUGAUGAAUCUAAGCCAGAGGAAGUUAUAGUUGCAGUUGGUCAUCCUGCAAUCCACAUAGCACUAAUGGGGCACUGCCUUAAUUUGACCAAAGAAUGGUUGGGGUCAUUUCAUCUUGAUGCAGGGAGCGUUAGUGUUCUUGACUUCCCUGAUGGAGCCAAGGGAAAAGGUGUCAUCAGGUGCAUAAAUUAUACUGCACAUUUGGGGAGAUGGUCCAUACCUAUCACAAGAUCAACAGAAGAUGGUGAAGAGUUUUAA